GGCGCGGGGCUGCAGACGGCGGCGCGGGCAGGGAGCGGGGCCGCCUUUCCGGCCGCGGCGAGGAGCGCAGUUGCGGGGCUUGCGGCAAGAUGCUGAAGGCGGCGGCCCUGGUGUGCGUGUGCGCGGCAGCCUGGUGCAGCCCGGCGCUGGCGGCGGCGGCGGCGGCCGGAGGCAGAGCGGACAACGGCAAUUUUCUGGACGAUAAACAAUGGCUCACCACCAUCUCCCAGUACGACAAGGAGGUCGGGCAGUGGAACAAAUUCCGAGACGAUGAUUAUUUUCGCACAUGGAGUCCGGGUAAACCAUUUGAUCAAGCUUUAGAUCCGGCUAAAGACCCGUGUUCAAAGAUGAAAUGUAGUCGUCAUAAGGUCUGCGUUGCACAGGAUCAACAAACUGCUGUUUGCAUUAGUCACCGAAGGCUUACACACAGUAUGAAAGAGGCUGGUUUAGGCCAUAAACAGUGGAGGGGUGGUCCCAUUUCAUCAAACUGCAAGCAGUGUCCAGUAGUUUAUACCAAUCCUGUUUGUGGAUCAGAUGGUCACACAUAUUCUUCUCAGUGCAAAUUAGAAUACCAAGCUUGUGUCUCAGGAAAACAGAUCUCAGUGAAAUGUGAAGGACGUUGCCCUUGCCCUUCUGACAAAUCCACAAACACAGGCAGAAGUGAUAGGAGAGUUUGCAGUGACCUGGAAUUUAGGGAGAUUGCAAACAGGUUGAGAGACUGGUUUAAGGCACUUCACGAAAGUGGAAUUCAGAAUAAGAAGACUAGGAUUGUUCAGAGGCCUGAAAGAACCAGAUUUGAUACCAGCAUUUUGCCAAUUUGCAAGGACUCCCUGGGCUGGAUGUUCAACAGGCUUGAUACCAACUACGACCUGUUGUUGGACCAGUCAGAACUUGGAAGCAUUUACCUUGACAAGAAUGAGCCAUGCACAAGGGCGUUCUUCAAUUCCUGUGACACAUACAAGGAUAGUUUGAUAUCUAACAAUGAGUGGUGCUACUGCUUUCAAAGACAGCAAGACCCACCUUGCCAGACGGAACUCAGCAACAUUCAGAAGCAGCAAGGAGGAAAGAAGCUCCUAGGGCAGUACAUACCCUUGUGUGAUGAAGAUGGUUAUUACAAACCAAGUCAGUGCCAUGGAAGCGUAGGGCAGUGUUGGUGUGUUGACAGAUAUGGCAAUGAAGUAACAGGAUCCAGAACAAACGGUGUGGCAGAAUGUGCUAUUGAUUUAGAGACGUCAGGGGAUUUUGCUUCUGGUGAUUUCCAUGACUGGACAGAUGAUGAAGAUGAUGAUGAUGAAAUAAUGAAUGAUGAAGAUGAAAUUGACGACGACGAUGAAGAUGAAGGAGAUGAUGAUGUAGAUGAUGACGAUGAUCAUGAUGGAUACAUUUGAUGGUAUUAGGAGGGUCGAUGAAUUGUACCUUUCUAAAAUUCACAAUAUGACAUUUCACAAAAUCCCUUUGCUCUUCAAGAUCAAAAGGAUUCUAACAAAUGUGUAUAUUUUGUAUGAUUAUUUCAAACAUUGCAGCUGGAGUCAUAGACUUUUUUGUUUAAAUAAGAAUAAUUAUAUUAUGUGCUUUUGAGUUUUUAAAUGCCUUUGCGCUGAAGAAAACACAUUGGAAGUGUAGCCUGAAGAAGAAAAUGUUAUGUGCUACUGAAGAUAUAAAUGAUAUAAUGUAGAAAACACACUAUAAGAUCAGUCUUUUUUUUUAAAACUUCUGUGAAAAGUUAUUUGCCCUUACCUGGACCUGUGCAUGUCCUCUUUGAUGCACAAGUAGCGUCUUACCAGCCUUUAAUUAACCAAAGGUAAGGAGAUAAAUUAACAGGAGGGGAAAAUGAACAGAGUCCUCAUUUGUGUUUGCAUUUGGAGUUAUGUUUUUUAACAGGACGUGGCUAGGUUCUUGAAAGGAUUUUUCAAAAGCAGUCUCACAGACGAGCACUAAUUCUGUAAAUUAAACAUUUUCUUGACCUACCUUUUUUUUUUUCAUGUCGAGGUUGUCUGGGCUUUGUGGUUAUUUACUCAAACGUUACUUCACCCUUUGUUUUUCAGUACGUCUCUCUAAUCAGAUUACCAUAAAAUAUUUAACGUGGGGAAAAAUUGGAGUAAAAUUAUAUUACCUUUAUAUAUGACUGUAUUUCAGAGCAUUGACAGUUGCCCCAGCUUAGUUUUUAAAAAGUACAUAAUUAUACCUUUUAUUUUCUAAAUUCAGGAAAUAGUUUUGCAUCUUUAUCUUAAUUCAUGUUGUUUUCUGUUACUAGUGCAGAAACUUAGCGAAAGUAUUGUAAAGGUGCCUUGCAAAAUAGAGAUAGAGAGAGAUUUUAGCAUGCAUACCAGUAUAGGUUGUUAGGCAAUAGCUAAGCACACCCAAUUACCAAAUUAAUGCCAGUAUAGGUACUGCUGCUGGAAUGAAGAAAAUGGAUUAUUUUUUUUCCUAUUGUUAUGUAACUACCAUGUGGAUUAGAUCAUAAUUAUUGUGUAGAGUAGCACUUAAGAUUUGACUGUAGAGAAAAUUUCUUUAAUCACUGUAUUUAUGUUAGCAUGUUAAUUAAUUGUGUAGACAUUUUGGGACUCCACCAUCUUCAUAUCACAUCUAUUGCUUUCUGCCCACAAUAAAGUUGACUUGACCUGUACAAUGUAAUACUACAGGUUGUAUGAUUUCAAAACUGGAUUACUGGUUUCCCAUCAGUAACUAAAAGGAAAAUCAGUUUAUUAUUUGAAUUAAUUUUUACGCAUUAAAUACAAAAUCUAAUGUUUAUCCUAUGUGAUAUUGAAAAGUAUACUGCAUUUUAUUUUUUACUGUUUCUGUAUAGUUUGCAAAAUAAAGACUCUUGUAACCAACUUUUUUGCCAACAUAGCCCAUCAUUUUGAAAUUUGUGCAUAGUUUGAAAUUUUGAAACAGAAAAAAUCAUGUUUCAGAUACAUUUCAUCUAUAAAAACGUGUAUUUAUUUAUAUUAAAAGCAUUUUUUUAUUAUUUUAUUUCCAGUAAAUAAUUUUGGAUUAAGGCAAAACCCAUAAUGAACUUCUAUUUUUCUGUAUUUUUUUCUGAAUUUUCUAUAGAUUUGUUAUAUACUUCUAUGACACUGUCUUCAUUAUAUAGUAAAGAGAGACCUACUUCUGUUUAAACUCCAUCAUAAUUUGUGGGGCAUCGGUGUAUUAUUUUCUUAAAUAAAAAUGGCUAGGGGUUUGCCAGUCCAAUACAAUGGGAUUUUAUCAGAGAACAGUUUCUUAUGGAUGAAAUUAACUGAUAUAUAAAUUGAUUUUAAAUAA
Messenger RNA from Phasianus colchicus (ring-necked pheasant), 3264 nucleotides. RefSeq names its product SPARC (osteonectin), cwcv and kazal like domains proteoglycan 3 (gene SPOCK3). The record is from RefSeq and is a predicted model, not a curated record. Gene Ontology annotation, molecular function: protein binding; calcium ion binding; collagen binding. NCBI's taxonomy places the organism in Eukaryota, Metazoa, Chordata, Aves, Galliformes, Phasianidae. Gene Ontology annotation, biological process: anatomical structure development.